Photinus pyralis (common eastern firefly) is the source of this 2426-nucleotide messenger RNA. RefSeq names its product cGMP-dependent protein kinase, isozyme 1-like. Gene Ontology annotation, molecular function: cGMP-dependent protein kinase activity; ATP binding. Gene Ontology annotation, biological process: protein phosphorylation. The transcript has 4 exons. The record is from RefSeq and is a predicted model, not a curated record. Bases 307 to 2364 code for a protein of 685 amino acids. Lineage: Eukaryota; Metazoa; Arthropoda; Insecta; Coleoptera; Lampyridae.
AGGUACAAAGUGUGCACUCAUUCUAAUUCAAUUGUUAAAUUUGCUCAGUGAGGAAAUUUGGAAUUCUAUUUAUCAGUCGGUAUGAAUAACUCACUUCAUUUCUAGAAUGGUGUGACUGUGUUUGCAAAUUUGUAAACUUCUUAACAGGUCCGGUCGUAAAACGCUUUAUGUACUCACCAUAUCUAAUCUCAAAAUUAGUCAGCACAUUUUUUAAAAAUUUUAUCGUCAGUUUCUAAAUUGAUUUAUAAAGACAAUCUUAUCUUGACUAAGUUUGUUCGCUUGGUGUAGCAUCGGUUUGGUUUCGCCAUGUUUUUAUGCAGGUGGCGAAAGUCACGUAGUUGGAACGUUCCACAGGCUCCACCCGCUCCGACCAAGGUACUUCAACACAAUGGUGACGGAAUUCCUAAUCCGGUCAAGGCAAGAGACGAGAUUUCCAAUGAGGUCGAUAAGGUCCCAGACUCGUUAACUAUUUCAGAUGAUGAUCUUAAUGAGGUUGAUGCGAACAGGCGUCGGUCAGGUUUGGCUGGCCAUUCGAAGAAUGUCGACGAAGAUUUUUCGAAUGUUCAAAUAACCAAAUAUUCAAAAUCUGAAGCAGACGAACAAUUAAUUAAAGAUGCGCUUAAGAAGAACGAAUUUUUGAAGAACCUACUCGAAGGUGGUCGAUUGGAAGCUGUGGUAGACGCUAUGUACGAUCGAACGGUCAAAGAAAAUGAAAUUAUUAUAAAGGAGGGCAGUGUUGGAACGCAACUUUACAUUUCGGCAAACGGCACAUACAAAGUUAUAAUUAAAAACAAACUGGUUUCAACAUUUGACGAUAAUCGAGUGUUUGGAGAGUUGGCAAUUUUGUACGAUGCAAAAAGAUUGGCAACAAUAGAAGCACUUAGCGAUGGGCGAGUUUGGGUGCUCGAACAAAGUGUUUACCAAAAACUAAUGCUGAAGAGUGAAAUUGAGCAUCGAGACCAAUUACUAAACUUCUUACAGAACGUUCCAAAAUUAAAUUCCGUUCCGCAGGAGGUCUUAAGUCGAGUAACCGACCUACUCAAACGUGAAUUUUUUGCUCCUGGUGCAGUUAUAGUUCAGCAAGGGGACGAGGGGGACAAAUUCUACAUUAUUAGUGCUGGAAGUGUGACAAUCAGUCGGGAAAAUGAAGGGAAAGUUGGUAAUAUGGUUCGCGAAGAAUUUUUUGGAGAACUGGCCCUACUUAAUGAUAUUGUUAGGCAGGCCACCGUCGUGGCCGAUCCACCGGGCGUAGAAUGUUUCUCGUUGUCGCGCGAAGAUUUUAUUUUACAUUUCGGAAACGUAGAAGACAUAGAGAACAUUUCCUAUAAUACGAACAAAGCGAAAAUAUCAAACAAAGUUGAGAAUCCGUAUAUCGAUAUACAAUUGAGCGAUUUGGAAAGACGUAGUACUUUGGGUGUGGGAGGUUUUGGUCGUGUGGAGCUAGUGCAACAUAAAGCCCAAGAAGAGCUUGUGUUCGCCCUUAAGUAUUUAAAGAAGAUCGAUAUGGUGCUGCAACACCAUCAGGAGCAUGUUUUCAACGAGAAGUUGAUCCAAAUAAGCUGCGAUAGUAUUUUUAUUGUACGAAUGUACAAGACCAUGCGAGAUAAUAAGUACCUAUACUUUCUAAUGGAAGCAUGUUUGGGUGGAGACCUAUGGUCGUUGCUACAAAGGCAGAAAGGGCGCAGAUUUGAGGAAACCACGGCGAGGUUUUAUGCCGCGUCCGUUUUAGAGGCGUUAGCCUACCUACACGAACGCAGUAUAGUUUACAGGGAUUUAAAACCAGAAAAUCUUUUACUGGAUCCCAUGGGAAAUUUGAAACUGACCGAUUUCGGUUUUGCCAAGAAGCUGGGACCAAAAGGGCGAUCUUACACGUUCGCGGGUACGCCGGAGUAUGUGGCGCCGGAAAUUGUGCUAAACCGUGGCCAUGACCGUUCGGUGGAUUACUGGGCUCUGGGUAUAUUUAUCUUUGAAAUGAUCGUGGGCAGAACACCAUUUCGAAGUAACGAUUCCAGUUAUAUGAAAACCUAUAAUUUAAUCUUACGCGGAAUUGAGAGUAUUAUGCCAUUUCCGGAAGUGAUACCGAGAAAAGCCGGCCAUUUAAUUAAAAAAUUGUGCAGGUCCAUGCCGACAGAAAGACUGGGCUGCCAAAAGGAGGGCGUGCAGGCAAUCCGAGAUCAUCGGUGGUUUACGGGUUUUGAUUGGGAAUUAUUGCAAGCCGGACAGUUAAGGGCGCCAUUUAAAAGAUCUUUGAAGAGUAAUAUAGAUACACAGUACUUCGAUAAAUUCCAAAAAGAUUCCGAUAUACCUCCUGAUGAAUUGUCUGGAUGGGACGAUGAUUUCGAGAAUUUAACUUUAUUGCUGUGAAAUGGGCACUAAUAAUUUUAUACGUUUUUAAUUGUAAUAAAUUAAAUCUUUACAUUUUAAAA